AUGUCUGCGACGGACGAGAAAGGAAGUGUUCAUUCUCAUCAAAUUGAGGAUCUCGAGGGUGAGAAAGCCCGGUCACGAAAUGGCCAUUCGCCGAUGAUGCCAGCCUCGUUGGCCGCUCUCUCAGAAGUUGAAUACUCCAAGGUCAAGCGUCGCGCAUUAUGGAAGCUGGACGCGCGGAUCAUGCCUUGCAUGGUCUUGAUGUACAUCAUGAACUACCUGGACCGCCAAAAUAUAGCCUCUGCAAAAUUAGCCAACAUUGAGCAGGAUCUCAAGAUGACUGAUGUUCAAUACCAGACCUGCAUCAGCAUCCUAUUUGUUGGGUAUAUUCUCAUGCAAGUCCCUUCUAACCUCAUCGUCGGAAAAAUCAAGUUUCCUGGUGUCUAUAUUUGCGUCUCGAUGGCGCUUUGGGGCGUUCUCUCAGCUUGUACCGCUGCCGUACACAAUUUCUCAGGUCUGCUGGCUUCUCGCUUCUUUCUGGGAUUUGUCGAGGCCGUCUUCUUUCCAGGUGCACUAUUCUAUCUGUCUUUGUUCUACUCCAAAAAGCAGUUUGCACUCCGAACUGCAAUCCUGUAUUCCGGAUCGCAGCUUGGCAAUGCAUUUGGUGGACUUUUGGCCGUCGCGAUCUUGAAAUUGGACGACGUGCAUGGCCUCGAGGGCUGGAGAUGGCUCUUUUUGGUUGAAGGAGUUGCCACCAUUGGUUUGGCAAUUAUACUUGUAUUCAUUCUCCCCGACUCACUGAAGUCCAUCAGCGGCUUCAGUAAGAUCGAGCACGAAUUCCUCAUGUGGAACUUCGAAGAAGACCAAGGACAGCAAGACAACGCUGACGAGGUCAGCGCUCGAAAAGGCUUCAUCAUGGCUGUUGUGGAUGUUAAGACUUGGCUGCUCAUGGGGAUCUUGUAUAGUGUUGGUUAUCCCUAUGGAAGGCUCUUCAUGUUCCUCACUCACGUUUUCACAGAUCUAUAUUGCGGGCGCCGUCACCAAUUUUUUCCCAUCGGUUGUGGCUACACUUGGAUAUUCUCGAAACAAAACCUAUGGACUCACUGCGAGCGCUACUGGCACAUUGUAUGUCCAAUGGCUAUCUGCAUGGUUGCUAAUAUCAUUGCGGUGGCCACGCUGAACACGGCAGCACGGUAUGUCGCGAUGAUGUUGAUGCCCGGCUCAUUCUAUUCAGCCGCGGUAGUUGUGUUAUCUUGGGUUACUGGUAGCCUAUCGCAGCCCUCUAUCAAGCGAGCCUCGGCAAUCGCAUUGAUCAAUGCCAUCUGCAACACCCCAAAUGUGUGGGCAUCGUAUUUGUACUACUCCAGUCCACGGUAUCUAGCUGCCUUUUUGGUUAACCUGGCGUCGUCCGUCUUGGCUAUCAUUCUGGCUACUCUGACACGCAUGUACCUACAGCGACAGAAUGAUAAAUUGGACCGCGGCUUAUACAUCAGCGGAAAGGGUCCAACGCCAGCUCAGGUUGCUGCUGGGUUCCGCUACGUCAUCUGA
Penicillium salamii is the source of this 1485-nucleotide messenger RNA. The record is from the annotation of a GenBank genome assembly. Lineage: Eukaryota; Fungi; Ascomycota; Eurotiomycetes; Eurotiales; Aspergillaceae.